Closterium sp. Yama58-4 is the source of this 1077-nucleotide messenger RNA. NCBI's taxonomy places the organism in Eukaryota, Viridiplantae, Streptophyta, Zygnematophyceae, Desmidiales, Closteriaceae. The record is from the annotation of a GenBank genome assembly.
AUGAAGCUGACUAUCAACUCCGAAGGCCCCGCGCUCACACGUCUCUCGGGAACGCUCUCUUUCUUUCUCAAACACGCGCCUCACACGCCUCUUAAUGUCGUUCUCAACAGCUCUCAGGACCUGCACUACCUCAGCCGUCUCUUGGGACCCUCUGCGCGCUCCCUCACAACCUUGUGCGUUGGGCUCAAGAUACCUUACAAAAAAAUGCUCCCUGCGGGACAGUGGCUGCUGCAUUCAGAAUUUCUGGGGGAGUUUGAGCAGCUGGAGAAGAUGGAGCUUCUAGGUCGUGGGAUAUGGAAAUUAGGCAGCCUGAAUGCAGCAAUGUUCCAAGCCUUACGAAGUCUGAGCAUCCACGAUUUCGAGCGCGAGAGAAAUUCUCUGCCCGUUCUCUCAUCCAUCGCACCGCAGCUGCAUGAAUUCGCUCUUGCCUGCUCCACCCAUGGCUCUGGCUCUGCCUCUACCACCCUCGAUUUCGAGUUCAUCGUUGCUCGAUCUAUCACAGUCUCCUUUGAGGACCAAGCACUCCACCUCCGCUUCGCCCUGCCUGCCUCUUUGAGGUCCUUCUCUUCUACUGCGUGGUUUCUUCGCGUGGAUUGCACAUGCAACAGCCGCCUCUCUCUCGACUCGCUCUCUCUCAUUGGCCGCUCGCAGCUCCUCGUUUCUUCACUACCAUUGGCUGCCGCCAAAUCCGUCUACUUGAAAGGACCAGCCAAUCGAAAAAACCAGUCGCGUGGUUUUCCCUGUUCCGAUCUCGAAUCUCAGCGCACCAUCACCCACCUGCUCAGCAGCAUAGCGCCUACAGUGGAGAUGCUUGUAUUGAGGUACGGCUGGCCUCUGGAGGGCGUGCGUGUGGAGUGGAGCCGCCUUCGUUGCGUUUUCAUCGGUAUAGAGAGGAUUGGGGGGAUUAAUCACCAAUAUUAUCCGGGCAAUCCGGAAAAUUCUAAUUUUUGGAAGUUCAUUAGUGCGGGAGGAGAGGAGGGCGGCGUCAGCAGCAGCACCAGCGGCUUGCUCAUCAAUGCUCCGAAAUUGGAGUCGUUUUACGAUGCCACGGAGCUGCUUAAAGUGUUCUGGAAUUAG